Aspergillus neoniger CBS 115656 is the source of this 1746-nucleotide messenger RNA. Its product is annotated as beta-lactamase/transpeptidase-like protein. The transcript has 2 exons. Bases 79 to 1617 code for a protein of 512 amino acids. NCBI's taxonomy places the organism in Eukaryota, Fungi, Ascomycota, Eurotiomycetes, Eurotiales, Aspergillaceae. The record is from RefSeq and is a predicted model, not a curated record.
CUCACUUCCUCUCACAUCCCACAUCCCACAUCCCAUAUCCCAUUUCCUUUAACCCAGAUCCAAACAGACCUCAGCGUAAUGGUCCUUCGCCAGGAAAGAAGUCCGCUCACUCCAGAGUUCGACGCUCUCGUUGACAAAUUGCUUGAAGAAUGGCACAUCCCAGGCCUGACCGUAUCGGUUGUGCACGGUUCCAGCACCUACGCAAAGGCCUACGGUUACGCCUCCUUUCCCUCCACACCCAUGACCACCACCUCUCUCUUCACAACCUGCAGCACAACCAAAGCCUUCACCGCCGCCGCAAUGUCUUUAGCGAUCGACGAUAGCCAGUCCACUCCGCACCCAAUCUCCUGGUCUACGCCCGUCUCUUCCAUCAUCCGUGACGACUUUGUUCUUUCUACUCCUUCUGCCACCACCAACACUACAAUUGAAGACAUCUUAUCGCAUCGGAGUGGGCUCCCUGGCCACUUCUUCUCCAUCAGCCUCGCUCAUCCGAAUGAGACUUUGCGCACCGAGGUUCGCAGGCUUCGAUGGCUACCACUGGCCUUUCCGCCACGAACCACAUUCAACUACAACAAUCAUAUGUUCAUGGCUGCCACAUAUUUGUUGGAACACAUAAACGGGGAGAGCCUCGGAACGACACUCAAAAGAAGAAUCUGGGACCCACUCGACAUGAACGAUACAUACUUCUCCACUGCCGAAGUGCAAAAGCACCCGAACCUGUCAAAGAGACUAGUCAAGGGCUACACCUGGAAUCCGGAAACACACACCUAUUAUGAAGAGCAAUAUAUCAACUAUGCUCCGAUCACCGGAACUGGUUCAAUGGUUUCUAACGUGAUGGAUUACGCGAAGUGGCUGCGCGCUAUGCUCUACCAGGCACCGCCUAUCUCGAAAGAGGGGCACACAGCACUUCGUAUACCCAGAACAGUCAUUGCCGAGUCGGAUUGGAAAAAUAUGCUCGCUCCCCCCGGUGCAUACCAUCUCUAUACCAUGGGGUGGUUUAUAGACUACUACCAUGGAGAACAAUUAUACUGGCACACGGGUAGCUGGGCUGGAUUUGGGAUAAUGGUUGGAUUUUUGCCCGCGAAGGGCUUUGCGUUUGCUAUGAUGGGAAAUACCCAAAACGCCAGGAUUGCAGAGCUAGAUUUGUUCUUGUACCUAAUCGAUCAGCUGCUGGGGAAGAGCGGGGCCGAAAGAGAGACCCAUGUGAGGAAGCUAGGGGAGAAGCUUAAGGAGAUGGAACGGAUAUACAACGAGAGUGUCGAAAGUGUGGUAGCACGGUUGUAUCCGGACCUGAAAACGAGGUUACCACUUUCGUUGUCGCUGGGAGCAUAUACAGGGACAUAUGCGCAUCCUGGAUAUGGGGAGUUCAAGGUGUGUGAGAAGAGCGGCAAGUUGGUCGUUGAUUUGAGAGACCGUGUGGGGAGCUGCAAUAUGCGGUUUGAGCAUGUCAGUAAAGAAUUCUUCGUCGUCAAGUACUAUAAUCCUGAGGCCGAGGCUGUGGGUCCAGACUAUACGAAGGCCGAGUUUUAUGUUGACGAGCAGGGAGUACCGAAGAGCCUAGGGUUGGAUCUGGAGUCCGUUUUGGGUGAGAAGAUCUGGUUUCGAAGGGUGGAGUGAGCUGUGAUAAUCAUAGCUGCUAGCAACAGUGCAGGCCAUUUCCAGAGACUGCAUACCGGGCAAGUAUUAGGGUUGAACAUCAAUGACCAUCCAACCAGGACUCAAACAUUUCCCAAAGCAGUAAAUGAU